AUGGCAGGUGAACCCAUCGAAGGCACCUCCCUGGACCUGGGGAUGCGCGGCGCCGCCAUCACGACCCGCGACGCCGCAGCAGCUCCCGAACCGCCCAGCGCGCAGCAACAGGAGCAGGAGCGCCCGCCCACGCGCCGCCGCCGCGCGGCCACGCCGCCGCGCGGCGCCGCCGCCGCCGUCGCCGUCCCGGCCACGGCCGCACCACUGCCGCCCAUCGCCCCCGACCUCAUCUCAUCGGUGGAGGAGCGCCAGCGGCAAGUGCGCGAGUGGGCAGCCGCCUACUACGCCGGCGCGCCCGUCGUGUCGGACGACGUGUUUGACCAGAUCAGAUCAGAGCUCUCCGCGCUCGAGGCGCGGCUGCGCGCCGAGCGGCCGGGGGAUGCGCGCGCGGCGCGGGCGCUCGCCUCGACGCCGCUGACUGCUGUGGGCGCGCCGGUCGACGUGGCGCCUGGCGCGCGCAAGGUGCGCCACGAGACGGCGAUGCUGUCGCUGCCGGCGGCGGCAGACAAGGAGGCAGUGCUGGGAUGGGCCAAGAAGCUGGAGAGGCAGGGGGUGGACGCGGGGGCGGAGGUGUUUGUCAUUGAGCCGAAGGUUGACGGCCUGGCGGUGCGGGCGGUGUACAGGGACGGCGCCCUCGUACUGGCCGCCACGCGUGGGGACGGCAAGGAGGGGGAGGAUGUCACCCAUAACGCCCUCACAGGCGCCAUCAGCGGCCUGCCCCUGACGCUCAACCUGUCGGCUGUCCCCAAGGCCACCGCGCCGGGGGCCACCAGCGGCGGCGGCAGGGGCGGGGGCAGGGGCAGGGGUAGGGGCAAGGGCGGGCGCGGUGGGGCCGAAGGUGUCGAGAAGCUGCCGCGGGAGCUGGAGGUCAGGGGGGAGGUUUUCAUGACCAAAGGCGACUUUGCGGCGCUCAACGCCGCGCGCGCGGCCGCGGGCGAGCGGCCCUUCGACUGCGCGCGCAGCGCGGCGGCCGGGUCGAUGCGGCUGCUGGACCCUUCAGAGGCGGCAACGCGGCGCCUGAGCUUCCUGGGGUACCAGCUGCUCGUGCCAGGGGCGGCCGGCGGCGGCGGAAAGGACCCCUUGCCUGACGCAGACGCCGCCGUCACCACUGGCAGCCCCCUGCUGCCCCCCAGGCAGAGCGCCAGCCUGGCCUGGCUCGGCGCCGCCGGCGUGGCGGUCAGUCAGGACUCAAAAGUGUGCCAAGGGCUGGUGGCGGCGGUGGGGGCGGCGGAGGACUGGAUGCGGGCGCGGGGCGAGCUGGCCUAUGACUCUGAUGGCUGUGUGCUCAAGCUCGACGACCUGGCGCUGUGGGCCCGGCUGGGGGCCGUUGACAGGGACCCGCGGUGGGCGCUGGCGUGGAAGUUUCCGGCCAAGGAGUUUGUGACCCGCCUGCAGGGCAUCGAGUGGAACGUCGGCCGCACCGGCCUGGUGAUCCCCGUGGCGCUGCUGGACGAGGUCCGCAUCGGCGGCGCAGCCGUGCGCCGCGCGUCGCUGCACAGCGCGGGCCACCUCGAGUCCCUCGGGCUUUCAGUGGGCUGCGAGGUCAGGGUGCGGCGGUCUGGUGACAUCAUCCCGCAGGUCAUGGGCCGUGUGCCCACAGGUACCAACCCCAGCUCCCAGGGCACCACCCUGCAGCCCCCGACCCAGUGCCCCGCCUGCAUGGCCCCGCUGCAGCGCCAGGAGGGGUCUGGCGCCUACGCGCUCGUGUGCGUCAACCCCGCCUGCGCCGCCCAGGUGGAGCGAGCGCUGCUGUACUGGGCCGACAAGUGCGUGAAGGGCCUGGGCGAGGCGCGUGUGAAGGCGCUGUUUGAGGCCGGCACAGUGCGCACCAUCGCUGACCUGUACAAGCUUACUGAGGCCCAGUGGCUGGCGCUGGACAAGGUGGGGCCCAAGACGGCAGCCUCCUACCUGCAGGCGCUGGGGAACAGCCUGCGGUUGCCAACUGCUGUCGUCUUGUCCGGCUUUGGCAUUCCCCUGGUGGGACCCAAGAUGGCUGAGAGCCUGGCGGAACAGUGGGGCAGCAUCCGCCACCUGGCAGACAACGCACACGUGGUUCCCGGCGCGGCCGGCGACAGCCUGCGGGCCUGGCUCUCAUCCGCCGACACCAAGCAGCUCCUGAAUGAGCUGGAGGCUGUCGGGCUGCGCUGCAUGAGGGACGCACGUCCCGAAGCUGGCGCUGGCGGCGCCGAGCCGGGGGCGCCUGUUUCAGUGGUGCCGGCGGGGACUGGCACCGGCGCAGCGGCGGCGAACGGCGUGCCGCUGGAGGAGGCGGGCGGGGGUGCGGGGGCGCCGGCUGCGCCGCCGGCGGAUCUGCUCAAGGACGAGCACAUUGCUGUCACGGGCAGAUUCUCGCUGAGGGGCAGCCGUCAAAAGCUCGAGAAGCUGCUCAGUCAGCUGGGGGCCUCAGUGCAGAAGGGCGUCAACAGCCGCACCACCCUGCUGGUCUGCGGAGAGGGCGGCGGCCGCAAGAGGGCAGAUGCGGAGAUCCUGGGGGUGCGGGCGCUGGCGGAGGAUGAGUUCUUCAAGUGGCUGGACGGCCUCAUGGCGGCGGGGCCCGCUGCUGAUCAGGUGAUCUGA
Monoraphidium neglectum is the source of this 2577-nucleotide messenger RNA. Its product is annotated as NAD-dependent DNA ligase LigA. Lineage: Eukaryota; Viridiplantae; Chlorophyta; Chlorophyceae; Sphaeropleales; Selenastraceae. Bases 1 to 2577 code for a protein of 858 amino acids. Gene Ontology annotation, molecular function: DNA ligase (NAD+) activity. The transcript has 16 exons. The record is from RefSeq and is a predicted model, not a curated record. Gene Ontology annotation, biological process: DNA replication; DNA repair.